UGAAAUGCACAAUAAUAUAACAUUAUUGCUGCAAUGCCAUACCCCAUCCGACUCAUCAAACUCAUAAGUUCUGCUCCCUCUGUCCCAUUUAAUUCUAUACGUUUCUUUUUCACUGCUCGACACGCACUUCAAUGCUCUUAUAAAACAUAGUUUUAUAAUUUAUUUUUAAAAUUUUCUUUUUUGAAUAAAAAAAUAUAACAUUCAAACUUUUAUACAGAGAAGAAAAAUCUUAAAAAUAAGUUAUAGAACUAUACUUUACGAGAGCAUUAAAGUCCAUGCCGCGUCCCCGUCCCCCAAUGUAUAUAAAUAAGGGGGACGGAGGGAGUAAUCAAAAAUCAUAUGCCUUACUUCAGAUCAAUGUGUUACAAACUAUAUUCAUGCAUUGCUAUAUAAUUAUUAUAAUAUUGUAAUUAUUUAUUAAAUCUUGCUUUUGUAAGAUGAUUAGCACACGUCACAUGAAGCUAAGGCGGUGAUUGGAUUUAGCGAUUAGAAGAAUCUGACUUGUAAGAAUGAAAGUUGUUGCACUAAUACAGCCAGGUAUUACCCAUGAAUCUUCUCUAGUAGACCCAAGUAGAAUGACCUGUUAAUCUUCUCAGGUACCAAAUGUUCAUUUUUCUAUCAAAUCAAAUAAUUACAUUUUCUAGUCAAAAUAGGUUAAUCAUCCUGCAUUAUGUUACACCGAAGCUGUGAAUAAAUUUUACAUUACAGCUGACUUCACACUCCACCUGUAAAUAAGAUUGAUGUAUUCUGCACGAAGAUAUUUACGUGAAGUCCGAGCCAAACAUAUUCGAUAUAUUGAGUUAAAAAACAGAGUCUAGCACAAUGAAUGAAGUCCGAGCCAAACAUAUUCGAUAUAUCGAGUUAAAAAACUGAGUCUAGCACAGUGAGGAACUGUUUCCGUAGAAUUGGAUAAUCUUUAAGGAUAUAAUCGUUACAUCUGCCGACAGUGUAGAAGGAACCAGGGAGCAUAUAAUUCAAUAAAAAGGUUUCACAUUGUGUUCAUGCGUGCACCAGAUUGCUAAUAGAAAAAUAAAACUCGAUUUUCUGUUUUUUGGUUACAGAUACUGUACAAGUCACUUAGUCAGAAGACUGUAUAUGUUCUAAAGAAUAUUAGUACCUCUGCAUAUCUAGAAAAAUUUAUAGUGGUGAUGCAACAGAGAGAUUUAGUAAACGGCAUAGGAUAUGGUUACAGGUAAGAGAAAAUCUAUGAUUAGAUCAUAUAAAUCUACAUAUAAAGUGAACAGCAUGAAAUUCUACCAAAACUAUCAUAUAUCUUCUUCUAAUCCAUCUGAGAUUCUCUUCUUUUUUCUUUUUCUUUUUUUUCCUUUUUGCUGAAUGAGUUUGUCACAGAGAUUGUUACACCUAACCAUUUUGUUUUCAUAUCUAGAGAGAAUGCCUUCUAUUCUGCAGCAGCAGUACUUAAUUUAAAUAAAAACAAUAAUCCAAGAUAAAGGGGUUACGGAAACGUCUUGUAAGCUUCAUAGCUAAGCUAGAUAGACUGUUUUUCCUAAACUAAUAUAUGACUAUUCUAGCUAUAUUCUUGACUCAGCUACUUAUACAGCUUUUUGAAAAUAAAUAAAAUUCAGAUUAUUAUGAACAUUACCUUGUUGCUAAAUCUAGCCAGCCUAUAUAAGUCGAUCACCUCAAGAUACUAGACACAUGCCAGCAUAUCCAUCUCUCCCCGUGUCUCUUCUACAUUUCCUUAACUUCUCAGAAACACAUCAGAUUAACAACUGUUAGUUCUUACCUCAAGAUAUAAGAUAUAUAACUUAAACAUGUGGUCAGUUGCCUUCACCAUUACAGCUUUCCUAGCUAUGAGCAUUGUGCGGUGGAUUUACAAAUGGAGGAAUCCAGUAUGCAAUCGAGAAUUACCCCCUGGUUCAAUGGGCUUGCCCCUACUUGGCGAAACACUUCAGUUUUUCGCCCCCAGCUCAUCAUCUGACAUCCAUCCCUUCGUUAAAGAGAGAAUGAAAAGAUAUGGGCCAACUUUCCGAACCAGUUUAGUGGGAAGGUCACUUAUUGUAACAACGGACCCUGAUCUUAGUCAUUAUGUUUUCCAACAAGAGGGCGAACUGUUUCAAAGCUGGUAUCCUGAUACCUUCACACAGAUAUUUGGGAAACAGAAUGUAGGUUCAUUGCAUGGGUUCCUCUACAAAUACCUUAAGGGAAUGGUACUGAAUCUGUUUGGUCCUGAAAGCUUAAAAAAGAUGCUUCCUGAAGUUGAAUGUGCAGCGAAAAGACACUUAAAAUUAUGGUCGGAACAGGACAGUGUAGAACUGAAGGAUAGAAGUGCAUCCAUGAUAUUUGAUCUGACGGCUAAGAAACUGAUCAGUCAUGAUCCAGAGAAAUCAUCAGAGAACCUAAGGGAGAACUUUGUAGAUUUCAUAAAGGGGUUGAUCUCUUUUCCAGUCAACAUUCCUGGAACAGCUUAUCACAAGUGUUUACAGGGACGAAAGAAGGCGAUGAAAAUGUUGAAGCAGAUGCUCGAAGAGAGACAAGUGACACCUAAUAAGCUCCAAAAAGAUUUUUAUGAUUACGUACUUGAAGAACUACAAAGAAAGAAUACAGUCCUUACAGAAGCAAUUGCUUUGGACUUGAUGUUUGUGCUACUGUUUGCUAGCUUCGAAACAACCUCCCUGGCUAUAACUUAUGCGAUCAAAAUUCUAGUGGACCAUCCACAUAUCCUGAAAGAACUAGUAGAUGAACAUGAUGCAAUACUAUGCAAAAGGCAAAACUUGGAUGAAGAACUCACAUGGAAAGAAUACAAAUCAAUGAAGUUUACAUUUCAGUUCAUCAAUGAAACCGCCAGAUUGGCAAAUAUAGUUCCAGGAGUAUUCAGAAAAGCCCUCAAGGAUAUUAAGUUUAAAGGGCAUACCAUUCCAGCUGGUUGGGCAGUUAUGGUCUGUCCUCCAGCUGUGCAUUUGAACCCAUCAGUAUACAAAGAUCCUCUUGUGUUCAACCCAUGGAGAUGGGAGGAUAUGGAACAAAAAGGCGCAUCAAAAAAUUUCAUGGCAUUCGGAGGUGGAAUGAGAUUUUGUGUUGGAACAGACUUCACUAAAGUUCAGAUGGCUAUAUUCCUCCACUGCUUGGUCACCAAGUACAGGUUCAUACUAGUCAAAGGAGGAGACACUGUCCGUACUCCUGGUUUACAAUUUCCCAAUGGCCUUCAUAUUAAAGUAUCGGACAGAUGAAUCACAAGCCGGAGCUAAUACAAUUCAUCAUCAAGCCCAGAAAUGAACCAGAAAAUCCAUUGUAUUUCCAAACAUUAAGCUACACCAAAUAGCUCUGACUCAGCAUAGAAACUUAGAAGAAAAAAGGAACUAUGCUCCACGGAUAUUGUUAUGAAUUGACUGUAUAUUUUUGCCCUUGAACAAGAUUUGGCCUUUGAUUGGAAAUAGGAAAAUCAAACUGAUGUAUGUAGAAACAUCAACAUGUAAAUAUCAUACGUAUUCAGUAGUAAAAUUGGGAGACUUCUGUGAUAUUGUCAGUCAUGUAAACAACUAUUAGUUCCUGAA
This is a messenger RNA of Daucus carota subsp. sativus, 3515 nucleotides long. Its product is annotated as cytochrome P450 87A3. Gene Ontology annotation, molecular function: iron ion binding; monooxygenase activity; oxidoreductase activity, acting on paired donors, with incorporation or reduction of molecular oxygen. The coding region runs from base 1776 to 3191 and encodes 471 amino acids. The record is from RefSeq and is a predicted model, not a curated record. Lineage: Eukaryota; Viridiplantae; Streptophyta; Magnoliopsida; Apiales; Apiaceae. Gene Ontology annotation, biological process: brassinosteroid biosynthetic process; multicellular organism development; sterol metabolic process. The transcript is spliced from 9 exons.